CGCUUGGUUUCAUAAUACGGCGAGGGUGCGCGAUAAAGAAACCAGAAAACCCUCUAAAACCCGCUAAAUCUACCGUUAAUGUUUGUUUUUGUUUUAGUAAAAAGCGCCUCGGUCGGUAGCCUCUUUGUAGUAGCGAAAUAAACCGACCGCUGUGGCAGGGUACGGACGUUGUCGGCCAUAUCCGAAUAUCUUGUCCUCUACAGCGGGGAAGGAACUGGAUAAGACCCGGAGGCAAAUGUGGUAUUUGAUCAAAAUUAAACCAAGCGACCAUUGUAUGCUAAUUCCCUCCAUCGAAACUCGACUAUUCGCGCUGUAAACGGGAUAUUUGCGUGGGGGAAUUAACGGUGGUUUCCGCGCCGAGACCUCCAUGCGGCUGUUGGCGGAACAGCCAGCCGCCUCUCGGUUAGCCAUCAGGGAUCUCGGUUUAAUAUCUCACCGUGCAGAGACUCGCCCUCUCUCUCCCCCUCUCUCUCUCACUGACUAGCCCAGAACCACCGACGACCGAGCGCGGAGAACCCGCCUUCUUGGUCUCGCUUAUGCUCUUUUGGGUCGAGGAAAGGGAGUCUGCAACGCCCUGGCUUUAGUUUUAAGCUCCGUUUUCUCCAUUUGCAGUGCGCCAUUGGACCUUGUCACGGUAGGUUUCCUUGCAGAGCAGAGCUGAAGCAUGGCGGAUCUGGAGCUGUUUGUCGCGCCAGCGAAGCUGCUCAGCCUCGGAUGUUAACAUAUUUCCUUUUGAGCUUUUGCUAACAAUGUAGAUACAAUGUAACCGGGCUAUGUAGUAGCCGAAACUGUUAGCAGCUACCAUUAAAAUAAACUAUUUCGUUACUAAGUUAAGGUUUAGGGUUUAACGUUUGGUCGUUAAAGAUAUUUUCAAUUUCUUCUUUCUUCCUGCGCCUCCGCAAGUCCUUCCAACCCACCACCAUGAAAUAUUACUCGGAUACCAGACAGUAUACCCACAAAUGAAUGGAGACAUGGAGGCAACCACCCAAAGCCAAGUUUGGGCACAGGAUGACCUCCUAAACCUGCUGGAGGCCAUGAAAGUGGCCCUGCCUCCAAAAGAUGUGACUAAAUACAAAACAUCAGAGUCCCACCUCGACUGGCAGAAGGUGGCCUUCAAUUCCUACACAGCAGACAUGUGUAAGCAGAAGUGGCAGGAGGUCUCUAAAGAGAUUCGUAAAUUUCGGACCCUAACAGAGCUGAUAGCUGAUGCCCAAGACUACAUCAAAAACCCUUACAAGGGCAAGAAAAUAAAGAAACACCCAGAUUUCCCCAAGAAGCCUUUGACUCCGUACUUCCGCUUCUUCAUGGAGAAGAGGGCCAAGUACGCAAAGUUGCACCCAGAGAUGAGCAACCUAGACCUAACUAAAAUCCUCUCCAAGAAAUACAGGGAGCUGCCUGACAAGAAAAAGAAAAAAUAUGUUGACGACUUCUUAAGAGACAAAGAAACAUUUGUGCAUAGCAUGAUGAAGUUCAGGGAAGAACACCCUGACCUUGUGGAGAGCAUGACAAAGAAAGGUUCAAAUGUCCCAGAGAAGCCUAAGACACCCCAACAGCUGUGGUACAACCACGAAAAGAAGGCCGUCCUCAAGACACGCCCAGAUGCGACCACCAAAGACAUUAAGGACAGUCUUGGCAAACAGUGGACACAGCUGUCUGACAAGAAGAGACUCAAAUGGAUCAUUAAGUCUCUUGAGCAGAGGAAACAGUACGAGGAGACAAUGCGGGAGUACAUCCAGCAGCACCCAGAGUUAAACAUGACCCAAGAUGACAUCGUAAAGUCCACCCUGACCAAGGCUGAGAGGCACUUGAAAGACAAAUCUGACGGCCGGCCUGACAAACCACCUCCAAAUGGUUACUCAAUGUUCUGUGCUGAGUUGAUGUCAAACAUGAAAGACGUACCCAGCACAGAGCGUAUGGUGAUGUGUAGCCAGCGGUGGAAGCUACUGAAACAGGCUGAGAAGGACGCCUACCAGAAACGCUGUGAAAUGAGGAAAAAGGAGUAUGAAAUUGAGAUGAACAGAUUUCUCAGUAGUUUGUCAGAGGAGGAACAGCAGCGGGUUUUGUCUGAGGAGAAGAUAGGAUUUAAGAGGGGCGGUGGAGCCAACAGUCCUGCCUCCAAAAAGAAGAACUCUAAAGCAAAGGCCAGUCCAGAGAAACCCAAAAGGCCAAUUUCAGCCAUGUUCAUCUUCUCUGAGGAGAAGCGUCCUAAACUGCAGCAGGAGAGGCCAGACCUUGCUGACAGCGAGCUCACAAGACUCCUGGCCCGCAUGUGGAACGAGCUGCCGGAUAAAAAGAAGGAGAAGUAUAAACGCCUAGAAACAGUCCUGAAGGCAGAGUCAGAGAAGAAGGAGAAGGAGGACCGUAGUCGUCUGCCCGACCCACCCAAGACUGCACAAGACAUCUGGCAGCAGAGUGUCAUAGGAGACUACCUGGCUAGAUUUAAGAAUGACCGGCCAAAGGCACAGAAAGCAAUGGAAGCAACCUGGAGCACCAUGGAGAAAAAAGAGAAAAUUAUGUGGAUCAAAAAGGCAGCAGAGGACCAGAAAAGAUACGAGAGAGACCUGUGUGAGAUGCGCUCACCUGCUGCUGCUGCCAUUGCCUCAGGGAAGAAGAUGAAGUUUGAGGGUGAACCCAAGAAACCACCAUCAAACGGAUAUCAGAAGUUCUCCCAGGAGAUGCUUUCCAACGGAGAGCUGAAUCACCUCCCAAUGAAGGAGCGGAUGACUGAGAUCGGAAGCCGCUGGCAGAGGUUACCACUGAAGGAUAAGGAGCGCUACAAGAAGAUCGCUGAGGAGAAGCAGAAACAGUACAAAGUCCUACUGGAACAGUGGCUCGCUAGCUUGUCUUCACAAGAGAGAAACACUUACAAAGAAUAUAAUUCACAAAAACGGAGAUGUCCGGCAAAACCAGGAGGCCCCAAGGCAAAGUCCAAGAAAUCUGAAACUGAGGAGGAGGAUGACGAUGAGGACGAGGAUGAAGAUGAUGAGCAGGAGAAGGCUUCCUCUGAAGCAGACUCAUCCAGUGAGGAUGACGACGAUGAUGAUGACGACGACGACAAGGACGAUGACGAUGAUGAUGAAGAAGACGACGAAGAUGAUGACGAGGCGGAAGACAAGGAGAACAAGUCAGAGGACAGCAGCAGUGAAUCAAAUUCACAGGGGUCGUCAGACUCUGAUUCGGACUGAAACAGGCCGUUGUCGUCGAGACGUACUGAGCAGCGCUGAGCUGAGCCAAGAGUCAAGGGAGCUCUGCCACUGUGCCAACCCUGCUCUCCUCCCACCACCAGGGGGAGCCCCUGCAUUGCCUCAUCCACUUCACACUCACCCACUUUAUGUUGCUGCGUUGGUGACCCCACCCAUAUGUCCAAAAUGCGUUUGAUUCCCUCCCCGGUGUGAAGGUCAUCUCACAGCACGGGGCCGCUUACGUUAUGCCAAAAACAGCAUCCCACUGGUUUGGUGAUGUUGUGAACAUUUCUGCCGCUGGUUUCAAUCUUGACUUACAGGUUCAUUGGUUUAUGGUUAGAGUUUUAAAGCUGAGGGUGAUGAAUAACUCUCCAGUGUUUAUUUUAUUAUUCUGAUAAUUAGUUGAAGACGGGUGGCAUGAGUUGUGAACAGGCUUUCAUAGAGCCAAAGAACAUAGUAUGGUGGAUCACUUUAGGAAGGGGGGGUUGCAGGGUACUGAAAAAUUGCACUCUUCAGAAUGUUUCCAUUUUUUUUUUCAGAACAUUGUCGCAUUGUUCUCGAUUCUCAAUUUAUGAUGUAGAUUUUAUCAUUUGGUUCUUAAAGAGGUGGUAUUUUUUCAGGAAAAAAAUCAAGCCAUUUUGAAUGUCUUUUUGUUGCUGGAAAUGUUCAGAACUUGUUACUUACCCAUGUUCUCAUUUAAAACAAAACAGUGCCUAUAUAAAGUAUUCACCCCCUCUUGGACCUUUCCAUGUUUUAUUGUUUUGCAACGUUGCACCAAAUAGAAAGUAAUAAGGCUUUGAUACUUAUUAACAGACAAUUACUAUUUAAAGGAAUCCUGCAACAUUUAGGUGAAAGUUAAUGUAGCUUUAAUGUGCUUUCUAAAUGAGAGCAAACCUGACCAAACUCCCGCUGUGGUGUGACAUUUCAACGCAGAACGGAAACAGUCAUUUGUCAUCUGACCUUCAGUGAGGCGGCAACAAGCUAUGGGAAUUUUCCCAUAAUGAGUUUUCCGGUAUUGUCACAAGGAAAACAAAUCUCUACAGAUUUAUCUAAAUUAAAUGCAAGAUUAAACAAAAAGAUUACACAAUUAUUCACCCUCUUAAAUAUUUAGUAGAAGCACUUUUUGGCAGCAGUUACAGCCUUGAGUCCAUGUAAAUCAGUCUCUCUGCUUCCCCCCUCGUUUCUUUUUGCAAAACUGCCCAAUCAUGGUGUAUAAGGUAUAAGUGUGCAGCAGUUUCAAGUCCUGUCACAAAAUCUCUAUAGGAUUUAUUUUGAACCCACUAAUGCUGUGCUUCUAGCACCAACACCACAUGCUCUGAGCAGAUUUGGAGCUUUUUUACUUUUAUUUUUUUUAUGAUUGGCUUUACUGUGCUCUUUGGGCAACUGUCCUUGAAAAUGUUCUUGUAUCCCUCCCCUGAGUGAAAGUUUUCAGUGAAGUUGUUUCUAUUUAUUCAGAGUGUUCCUUUUAUCUUAAUCGUGAGGCUUUUAUUAAAAGGUACAGAUACAGGUGUAGUUACUGGUCACCCUCUUAAUUAAAAAUCUGGCUUAAUCUCCAUUCAACAUCCAUGAAAUAUGAAAACAUUUACUUGUACCAGUCAAUCCUUAUGUAAUCAGUUGUUUUUGUUUUGUUUUAGGGCUUAAUUUAGCCUAAUCUGUGUCUGUUUUCACUUUGACAUUAAAAAGUGUCCAAAAAAAGCCUGAUUACAUUCAUGAUGCUUCAGAGUUUAAAACAUUGGAAGGGGCCAUGGGAAGUGAAUACUUUUGAUAGGCACUGUAGGAUCCAUUGCCAUGCGUCUGUCAUUGAAAGGUGUCAUUUAUCAAACGUAACUGACAUGUACACAAAUCCAUCAGUCUGAAACAAUUCUGUUUGACUGAGCAGUUUGUUCUGGCCUGACCGUAAUAAACAGUGUUUAUUGUUUAACCAGAGCAGUUUGUCAUUGAAGGGAUAACACUUGUUUCCCACCUAUAGAUCUCAAACUGACGGCGUUUUUAAAGAAUAUGUCACGCGGGUGGUGUAUUGUUUAAUUUACGGUUUAUUUGAAUUGUUAAUAGGUUUGUUUUAAUUGUGUUUUGAUCCAUCUGGAAUCAUUCGUGGAUGAUUGAACUGAAUGGUUUUCAUCGUGUGUUUUUUUUUUCUCGAGUUUGUUUAGAAACGUUAAUGGUAUUGACUGUAAUCCAAGUGGGUUGUAGUCAGAUGCUUAUCCCAAAAAAGUGUGCACUUAACGUAAAUCUGUCCCUCUGUGUGAGUUUGUGUGCAAUAUAUGCACAGAACUGUGUAUAUAUGAGGGUGUGAGUGUGUGUUUCUUUGCUUUAAUGUGUGCUGUUUUUACUGUUUUGUUGCAUACCAUGAUGUGACUGCAGUGUGCAUGUAUGUGCCUGUGUAGGGACAUCAUACCAACACCAUGAAUGUAGAUAUUGUUAAAUCUUUUUAAUGUUUUUUUUUUCCAAAGGUCUUUAGUAAUGUUUUGCUGUCAUGUCAUUGAUUAACUGAAAACAGACUGAUAAGAUUUCCAUGACAUGUCAUUUUGGGUCCACUGACAGAUGAGUACAUGGCAACUAUUAACGAUCUGUUAGUAAUGGACUGAUUUUGAUCAUUAUGAAUCUCAUUACUGUCUGAAACAAAACCAGCGUGGACUAUUUAAAUGAUUUUGGGGAGGGAAAAGGAACGUGGUUGCUGAUACUGAUCGAGGGGAGUUUGUAAAAGGGAUUUGGGGAACUGAGUUGCCAGAGAAAUUGGGCUUCAAAUAUGUUGUAAUUUUUUCUGUAAAUACUGUUUGUUUUUUUUGUAUUGAGUGCUUAUUGUUUUGUUAGUGCGUUAAGUUGGCAAAACCCUCAUCUGUGACUUCCGAGGCCAGUGAGUUUUUCACUCACGGUGGGGGGAAGUUUUUGGUUUAAUUCACCUGUUUUAAUUGUUUCUUCACUUCCUUAUGUUGGUUUAUAGAGAUAUCUAAGACAGCAAAGCUUUACAGGUUUGUACUGCUGAUCAUUUGACAAAAAUUGAUGUUUUCUAUAGCUGAGGGUGUUCUUAUGUCCUUGUAGUAAGUCUUUGGGCAAAUAAAAAAUGAUCUUUAACAGUU
This is a messenger RNA of Micropterus salmoides (largemouth bass), 6259 nucleotides long. It is a transcript of the gene ubtf, whose product is annotated as upstream binding transcription factor. The record is from RefSeq and is a predicted model, not a curated record. Bases 960 to 3185 code for a protein of 741 amino acids. The transcript is spliced from 21 exons. Lineage: Eukaryota; Metazoa; Chordata; Actinopteri; Centrarchiformes; Centrarchidae.